Fusarium sp. VM40 is the source of this 1848-nucleotide messenger RNA. The record is from the annotation of a GenBank genome assembly. Lineage: Eukaryota; Fungi; Ascomycota; Sordariomycetes; Hypocreales; Nectriaceae.
AUGAACAGCAAAUUCAACGGCAACAAGUCUCUCGACCACUCCAAGGUCAACCCCGACAAUGUAGGGGAGCGACGGCAGCACAUGCAGGCCGUCUUCAGCCACCUGGGCCUUUCUUUCAAGGAGAAAUGGCGCCAGCAGGCAGAAGAUACGGUGUGCAAGACGCUGCACGACUCGGGUUUUCAUAACUCGAGCAUCGCUUGGUUCGAGUGGGAGACUGACAAGGUGCUCUGGACUGGAAUCCUCAAGAAGAACAAGGUUCAAGAUCCAGCCUUGAAGUGGCCUUGGGACCAGAAACCAGAGCCCAGCGACCUGCGAGCUGGCUACUCUCCUGUCUACAGGAAGUGGCGUACCAGUCGCAAACUGCCUGUCGACGAGGUCGACCCUACUUGGGCCUUGAAACAUGAGGUUCCAAGCAAAAGGGAAGUCUCCAAGUCGGGCAAAUCAAAGCCCUCUUCCUCUUCAGCCGCGCCAAAAGCUCCUGAGCCUGCUGUCGAGAAGAAGUAUCCUGAGAGUGUCUCCGCCAUCAGAGACGCCCUCAAGGAUAUUCAACUUGAAAGCAAGGGCAACAAGGACAAGGCAAAGGCGAAAGCCGAUGCCAAGGCCAAAGAGGAAAAGGCAAAGCUUGCCACCCAAGACAAGCCGGUAGCAACGGCAGUGGUUAGACCCCCUGUAGUGAAGACCAAGACUGCUGGAGCACAACCGGCGACGUCGGAAGGAAGUGCAAGACGUGCCACCCAACCCCGGCUGUCACAUGCUUUGGUCACUGUCAAACCCCGUCCAGGGGAGAAUAUAGAUCAAGCUAGAGAACGUCGGGCGCGGGAAUUGGCAACGGCCGAGAAGACAGAGAAGGCUAUUGAAGCCUCUGUUCUUGCUAGGCUCGAGGCUGCCAAGACCAUCUUCAACGCGGAGAAGGUCAAGCAGGCCGAGAAGAAGGCUGCCAAGGCUGCUGAAGUCGAGGCUGCCAAAGUCCAGGAAGGCGAGCCGGACUCAAACUCGUGGGUUGAUGAGGUUGAGCAGGUCGAGGACAACACUGUUCUCAUCUCACAUCCGAAUCAUGCCGAACUUCUCAGGGACGAGUUUGGGGCUCGGAAUGGCCUAGUUUUACCUCCACCCCGGGAGGUUCCUGAACUUGGUCCUCGUCAAAUCAUUUGGCGAGGUCUCCCCAUGGAGAUUAUUGGAGGGCCCAUCUUGGGUCACUUCGAAGUCGCCCUCCCGCCAUGGAUUGACUUCCAUGAUCUCGUUUAUGGGAAGGAUAACACCUUCAUCUCAGAGGUCAGGAGAGACAAUCUUCUCGACAAGGACGUGACCAUCUCUUGGGAACUUGUGAAUGGCCGUCCUGUUUCCUUGGUUAUUGGCCCCAACCCCAACGCCACCUACGACCCCCAAGACCGUCAGCUAUGGGUACGUGUGCGCGCUGCUUGGUGGAAGGUCAUUAACUGGCUCGUAUAUGUGUAUCGAGGUCGAUGCAUUCGCCUGGUGGACUGGCUGUCUAUCAUGCAGAAGCUCGAGCUCGUGCACGGGGGCUUGCCGUCUGGUGAUGUCGAUAGCCUCAGAAAUGACUGGGAUAUCCUCAACAGUAACCAGCUGAAGGCAGCCUACGACGCCAAGAUCGAGAGGCAGCAAUACGAUCUUUGGGCCCCUGAGAUCCAUGCCAUUCUGACGGAGCCCUGCCGAAACUUGGGAGAGCUCUUUGAAGAAUGGAUUGGACGACAAGGCCCAGAGUUCGUCUUGCCACGCAUUCUAGCUGUGCGAGGUGUUUGGGCCCUUUGGCAAGCGGCCGAAGCUUGGAGCUGGACUAGUGAGCAGUUCGAAAAGCUCAACCCUUCAAUCACCGAAGCACCGGCCUAG